Molecule: messenger RNA, 1332 nt
Organism: Toxorhynchites rutilus septentrionalis
Lineage: Eukaryota; Metazoa; Arthropoda; Insecta; Diptera; Culicidae
Gene: Nthl1
Product: endonuclease III-like protein 1
Exons: 3
Coding region: 125-1237 (370 amino acids)
Biological process (GO): base-excision repair; nucleotide-excision repair; base-excision repair, AP site formation
Cellular component (GO): nucleus
Molecular function (GO): oxidized pyrimidine nucleobase lesion DNA N-glycosylase activity; DNA-(apurinic or apyrimidinic site) endonuclease activity; 4 iron, 4 sulfur cluster binding
Source: RefSeq, a predicted model, not a curated record
CGCAAUAGAGAAUCCAUCUCUGCAGGAUAGCCACAAACCAUAACCUCAGCAAUAUUUGUUUACAAACAAAAGGACCUUGGAGCGUGAAUGUUUCGGUUUGUUAAUUCGUUUUAUUUUUGUGAAAAUGGAAACUAAAUCGCCCUAUUUCUCCCCGAAGAAAACGCGUAACUUCGUGAAACAACACCAACAGAACCUCCAUACUACCCUUCUUCAGAAAACCGUCGAUCAAGCUAAAACCAGCACAUCAGUUGCCUCAAAAUUAUCCAGAAAAGGAUCUGCACAAGAUGUACCUCAGAUCAAAAUAGAACCUACAUUGAAGAGGAAAACAGCGCGCCCGCGGAAGCACGUUAAAAUUGAGACGAAUGAGGAUAAACUAACACCCCAUCAUACCGCAGAAAAGACACCGGAGAAACAGAGGACCGUACCUCUCUCGCCUGGGAAAGGAUCCCUCGUUAAAAUCAAACAGGAACCAAAAACGGAAGAAUGUGAUGAUUCAAAAUGGGAGCCAAACAAUUGGCGCCUAAUGUUGGAAAACAUCCGCGAAAUGAGACAAUCGAAGUCGGCACCCGUCGAUACCAUGGGUUGCGACCAAUUCAGAAAUGAUGAUAAAGUGCUACCUAAAACUAGUCGCUUCUACACGUUGGUCUCAUUGAUGCUUUCCAGUCAAACCAAGGACCAGGUUAACUUUGAAUGCAUGCAGCGCCUCAAGAAGCAUGGACUCACACCGGAGCAUGUUGUAGCUACGGACACAGAGGUGCUAGAGAAGCUCAUCUAUCCAGUCAGCUUCUACAAGAACAAGGCAAAAUUUAUCAAGCAAACGGCACAUAUCCUUCUCAAUGAGCACGCUGGCGACAUCCCUGACUCCCUCGAAGGACUACUAAAGCUGCCGGGUGUGGGUAAAAAAAUGGCUCACCUAUGUAUGCGCUCGGCGUGGAACGUUGUGACCGGUAUCGGAGUCGACACCCACGUUCAUCGCAUCUCCAACUGGCUCCGCUGGGUACCCCAAGAAACCAAAACACCCGAGGAUACACGGGUUGCCCUCGAGAAGUGGCUUCCGUUCGAGCUGUGGGAAGAAGUCAACCAGCUGAUGGUUGGAUUCGGACAAACCGUUUGCACUUCGAACUAUCCGCGAUGCGACGAGUGUCUCAAUGCGGAUAUUUGUCCCGCCAGAGGAAAACACGGCAUCCGGAGGACGCCCGUUAAGAAGGAGAUUAAGCCGGAACAGCUGGAGUUUUGAGUUUUGAGGAUAUUUUUUAGUGUAAGUUCCUCUAUUAUUAUUAAUGUUAUCUUGAAAAAAAGAAUAAAGCUUAUAAUUAGAAUUUGUAUGGCAUU